UCUGUUCUCGCCGAGCAUGCACGCAGGUGCGAGCCGGCUGAUCCAUGGCGAAUGGUCAGGUGAUUUCGCUCCGAAGCAAGUCACAAAUCACAGAGCUCUUGCUGGAAUCAGCCCUCUUCUCUGAUGGAAGCAUGCACAGUCGAAGCAUACCGUAGCUGUUUCUCCAUAUUGCGACUUCUUGUAAGUAUUGGUACCUUUCCUCGAAAGAAUGGUGCUACACAACGCGCAAGAUCACGCGUGAGCACAAGACCGAGCUGCUAACAUAGAAACAGUCGCGCGGAUUUCAUGCACGGCGGCAUACCUCUCCUCUGAGGUUCAAACCUUUGACGUGGUGAUGAAUGGAAUGAAAGAAGAGUAGUGGCUAGGCGUCAACAAUCACCACGCCCAAUAAGUGAUGACGCAUUUGAUACCGCUGAGUCACACCCUUCUCAGAUCUCAACCAACUGAACAAUCAAGUCAAUUCGCAACCCAACCCGUUCUCCAAUCGUCACAAUCUCAAUCUAUGUACCUCACCUGAUACGCCCCCAGCACAACAAUCGGGCGACAUGGCUUUGCGUCUCGCCACCCUGCCCGUGGCCAAACACGCUGCUUCGUCCCGACGGGCUGCUUUCACUCUCUCCCGCCAUUAUCGCAGUGACGUCGUCAACCAUACUCUAGCAUCACUCAGGCUCUAUCUGGACUUUUUAUACAAGCAGGACCAGGAUGUCGCACUCCCAGAAUACAUAGCAGGACCCAAAGUAUCUACAGAUAUAGGGGACAGGAAACGCCUCUCGCUCCGCCGAGCAUCAAGCACUGUCACCCCGCAUUCGAGCAAGCCCUCGAUGCCUGCCGAGAGAAGUGGGAUCCCUUAGACGCCGGCAAGCGACGCCUCUGCCAUCUAUAACAUCAUUGAACUGGACUCGGAGCACUUUUACGAUAUCGCGGAGGCACUUCGCAUCAAAUAUGUAGGUGAGGCUCCCGAAUUGGGCAAGUUGUCCGGGGUCCACAUCUCCCAAGCCGUGAUCGGCCUUGAAAAGGAAUUCCAGCACUACCCUCGACAGAACACAUCUUCGUCCAACCUUGGCGACCAGCCGCCUACUCUGACAAUAGACUUGAGAAAACAUACCAAAGACAAUGGUUAGCAUUGGCUUCGCUGUUCUGCAUGGCGGAAAUUUGGGAGUUGAGUGCGGCGCAAUACAAUGUCAUCUCGUAUCAAGGAAAGACGGAGACUUGGCCUGAGUUUCAAAACGAAGCUCGACAGACUUUGAAAGACGCUGGGCCAUGGCUGUAUCAUUUUGAUAGAGACAGACCAAAGUCGUCAUUGGUAGAGAUAGGCAAGGACUGAUUAGUAACACCCCUACCAACGAAGAUCGACCGAGUAUGAAGAAGAAGCAGAGCGAAGGAGUCAGUAUCGAACAGUCGACGUGGAAACUGCGUCAAGUGUGGGUGUACUUUGCUGCAGUCUUCUGGCCAUGUUGAUUGUUAGCAGCUGUUAGCCCCCCACUCAUAUGCAUACCCCACUCGCCUUACCAUGCCUCAACCUAUCUCUUUUCUCGUUCAGCUUCAUGCAACGUAUGCGC
Molecule: messenger RNA, 1559 nt
Organism: Cryptococcus amylolentus CBS 6039
Lineage: Eukaryota; Fungi; Basidiomycota; Tremellomycetes; Tremellales; Cryptococcaceae
Exons: 5
Coding region: 546-851 (101 amino acids)
Source: RefSeq, a predicted model, not a curated record